Molecule: messenger RNA, 3676 nt
Organism: Saimiri boliviensis boliviensis (Bolivian squirrel monkey)
Lineage: Eukaryota; Metazoa; Chordata; Mammalia; Primates; Cebidae
Source: RefSeq, a predicted model, not a curated record
CGACUGCUUCUUCUGCGAGGGCUUGGAGAUGACCUUGAUGAGGCGGCUGUGGAAGGUGCCCAGCUCCAAGCCCCCGCGCAGCACCAGCCGCAGCACCAGCCGAAAGUGCUUCCUCUUGUCUGCAUCUGAGACGUACAGGGUCUUGGCGCAGCCGAAUUCCUAAGGGGCUCGCGGGGACAGGGCCGUCUUAUCCCAGCCCUCCGCCGUCGGAUGAACCAACCUCUCCCAGAUAUCGGACGUCCGCCCCGUCGGUGGUGACCAGACCCUCCACCACCCACACUCUCAGGCUUGGCCUUAACGCGGGAUCCCGGCCUCCUGGUCUCCCCACCGAUCUCUUGGCUAAAGGAGCCCUCCUUUCCCAGGAGAGGCAGGGAUGGGAGCAGGAUUCGGACCCCUUCCCGUGCGCUCUCACUCUGGAGUCCGGCUGCUGCUCGAAAUUCAGCUUCUGCGUCUCCGCGGCGCUGCCGGACGCGCUGUCCAGUCCCAUGUAACCACAGACCGUCGGCCCCGACUCCCCCGCCUGGUGAGCUGGAAAGGGACGCGAACUGGCUCUGGAAGGACUCGGGAAGGACGCAGGUGCCAGGCAAGCUUAGCGCCUGCCACCAGAGGGCGCGGGGAGACUGUGCCUGCGAACCGCCCCUCUCCCGGGCCCAACCUCCGGGUCCUCCCUACCGAGCAGGCGGCCGGCAGCCCUUGAGUCCGCCCUCACCUUGGCCCUGCCCCGACUUCACCCUCCAGCCGGGCCCCGAGAGGUAGACACAGGGCGGGGGGCAGAAGAACCUGCGGAGAUAAGUGAGCGUUGGAUUCAUGCAUCCAUGUUCCCUUGGCUCUCCUCUGCAUGCCCAGUGCCCAGCAGUGCCCAGCAGUGCCCAUAGAGCCCGGUGCAUACAUGAAAAACAUUCAGGGCCUGUCGCUGUGUGGGCUUUCCUUCCCUUGAUUACAGGAGUCAAGGCAGAGAACAUGGGUCCUGCGGAGUGAGCCAGGACCCAGUCUCUCCUCAGUCCUGGAGGGGACAGUGUAGGACCGCACCCUCCAAAGCCAGGCCAGGCAGUCAGCAACCACAGCCAGGACCGCUCCACCCCUUGGGGCUCUCCUCAAGGAAGUGCCUCCUAAGCUUCCAACGCAUUCCGGCUGCCGAGUGUGGCUGCCCCAGUCGCGGAAUUCCAGCCUGGCCCGCAGCUGGCCCCGUCUGCAGCUCCAAGGGUGGUAGGAGCAGGGGGUGCUGGGCUUGCCCCCCCUCAGGAGGAAGGGGGGAAUCCCUCCCUGCCAGUGGGAGGGGUUGCAGCCUGUGCUUCCCCUCCCCACCCGCCAGCCCUGGGUUAAAUGCGGCCGCCUCCUCUGCGUGCUCCAGCUGCCUGGCAGUCCCCACCUAGGGCACGCUGCCACGCCGUUACCUGGUCCAAGUCCCCGGGAGGCUCCGCCUGUCGGCUUCGCUCUGCAGCUGCAUCUCUGAUCUGUCCCGAAGGCUCAGGCUCUGACACCUCCAUUCUCUGUUCCCAAGCACCAUGAGAGGCCUUUGCUGGCCUGUGUUGCUGCUCCUUCUUCAGCCCUGGGAAACCCAGCUCCAGUCUGCAGGUCCCAGGUGUCACACUGGACCUCUGGAUCUGGUGUUCGUGAUUGACAGCUCCCGCAGCGUUAGCCCUUUCGAGUUCGAGACCAUGCGGCAGUUCCUCGUGGGCCUUGUCCGCGGCCUGAACGUGGGUCCCAACGCCACGCGCGUUGGUGUGAUCCAGUACUCGAGUCAAGUGCAGAGUGUCUUCUCUCUCCGCGCCUUCUCGCGCCGCGAGGACAUGGAGCGCGCCAUCCGCGACCUGGUGCCGCUGGCGCAAGGCACCAUGACGGGACUGGCCAUCCAGUACGCCAUGAACGUGGCCUUCAGCGUGGCUGAGGGCGCGCGCCCGCCGGAGGAGCGUGUGCCACGUGUCGCUGUCAUCGUGACGGACGGGCGGCCUCAGGACCGCGUGGCCGAGGUGGCGGCGCAGGCGCGCGCCCGUGGCAUUGAAAUUUACGCGGUGGGGGUGCAGCGCGCGGACGUGGGCUCCUUGCGCGCUAUGGCAUCACCCCCGCUGGACGAGCACGUCUUCCUCGUAGAGUCCUUUGACCUCAUCCAGGAGUUCGGCCUACAGUUCCAGGGCCGGCUGUGUGGGAAGGACUGGUGUGCUGAGGGGAGACAUGGCUGCCAGCACCAGUGUGUCAACGCCCCGGGCACGUUCCACUGCGCCUGCUACCGGGGCUACAAGCUAGCAGCAGAUAUCAAGAGCUGUUUGGCCAUUGACCUGUGUGCUGAAGGGACCCAUGCAUGUGAGCACCACUGCAUCAAUUCCCCGGGCUCCUAUGUCUGUCGCUGCCAGGUUGGCUUUGUACUCCAGCAAGACCAGAGGAGCUGCAGGGCCAUUGACUACUGCAGCUUCGGGAACCAUAGCUGUCAGCACGAGUGUGUUAGCACCCUUGGUGGACCACGGUGCCACUGCAGGGAGGGCCACGACUUGCAGCCCGAUGGGAGGAGCUGUCAGGCCCGGGACCUUUGCAAUGGCGUGGACCAUGGCUGUGAGUUCCAGUGUGUGAGCGAGGGCCUCUCCUUCCGCUGCCUGUGCCCCGAGGGGCGGCAACUUCAGGCAGAUGGCAAGAGCUGCAGCAGGUGCCGGGAAGGCCAUGUGGACCUUGUUCUGCUGGUUGACGGCUCCAAGAGCGUGCGUCCACAAAACUUCGAGCUGGUGAAGCGCUUCGUGAACCAGAUUGUGGACUUCCUGGAUGUGUCCCCCGAGGGCACGCGUGUGGGGCUGGUGCAGUUCUCGAGCCGCGUGCGCACCGAGUUCCCUCUGGGCCGCUACGGCACCGCAGCCGAGGUGAAGAAGGCGGUCCUGGCCGUGGAGUACAUGGAGCGCGGCACCAUGACAGGGCUGGCGCUGCGGCACAUGGUGGAGCACAGCUUCUCCGAGGCACAGGGUGCGCGGCCCCGUGCCCUCAAUGUGCCUCGCGUUGGCCUGAUCUUCACCGACGGCCGCUCCCAGGAUGACAUCUCGGUGUGGGCAGCGCGUGCCAAGGAGGAAGGCAUCGUCAUGUACGCCGUGGGCGUGGGCAAGGCAGUGGAGGCGGAGCUGCGCGAGAUCGCCUCGGAGCCAGCAGAGCUGCACGUGUCCUAUGCCCCGGACUUCGGAACCAUGACGCACGUGCUGGAGAACCUGAAAGGCAGCAUCUGCCCAGAGGAGGGCAUCAGCGCCGGGACAGAGCUUCGGAGCCCAUGUGAAUGCGAAAGCCUCGUGGAGUUCCAGGGCCGCACGCUCGGGGCGCUCGAGAACCUGACGCGGAACCUGGCCCAGCUGACCGCGCGCCUGGAGGAUCUGGAGAAGCAUCUGGCCAACCAGAAGUGAGGGCCACUCGGGCUGGGGCGCGGCCCCACGGACCGUGCCAGUUGCGCGCCACUGGGGCGCCGGGGCCAGGCAGAACCUGGGCCCGUCGGGAUUGGGCUGUCCGGGCGGAGGCGCUGGCGGGCUUCCAGCGUUGCGCUGAGCUGGCCUCGCCCGGACCAGAAGGCGGACUGCGGGGGUCACGGGGAUAGCGGGUGGUGGGGGAAGGGGCACGUGCCAGACCGGCACGCCCUCGCCGCGUGCUGCUCUCAGUUCUUUGUUGGAUUUGUUUUUUCUUAAAAAAAAAAAAAAAAAAAUCUGAUUUCCAC